Messenger RNA from Periconia digitata, 1584 nucleotides. The record is from the annotation of a GenBank genome assembly. Lineage: Eukaryota; Fungi; Ascomycota; Dothideomycetes; Pleosporales; Periconiaceae.
AUGGGUUUUAUGUUGAAGAAGCCGGACGAUGUGCCCGGGAAGUCAUGGCCUGCCAUUGUUAUUGGCCUCUUCGUAGCAUUUGGAGGUGUUCUCUUUGGCUAUGAUACUGGAACCAUCUCUGGUAUUCUUGCCAUGCCUUACUGGCUAAGAGAGUUCUCUACCGAUCCUAGUGGCGAAUUGACUGCCUCGCAAGACUCCCUCAUCGUCUCGAUUCUCAGCGCGGGAACUUUCUUCGGUGCACUGGGCGCUGCUCCCAUGGGUGAUUUCCUCGGUCGUCGCUGGGGACUCAUGGCAUCUGCUGGUAUCGUCUUCAACUUCGGUGUGAUCCUCCAGACUGCCGCGACUUCACAGCCACUGUUCAUUGCUGGUCGAUUUUUUGCUGGAUUUGGUGUUGGUCUUAUCUCCGCACUUAUUCCCAUGUACCAAUCUGAGACAAGCCCCAAGUGGAUUCGUGGUACAGUCGUCGGCGCAUACCAAUUAGCUAUCACAAUCGGAUUGUUCCUGGCUGCCAUCGUGAACAAUUCGACCAAGGAUCGUCAAGACUCCGGAUCAUACCGAAUUCCCAUUGCUGUACAGUUCCUGUGGUCCAUCAUUCUCGUUGGCGGUCUCCUCUUCCUCCCUGAAACGCCUCGCUACUUGAUCAAGACCGACCGCUAUGAUGAAGCUGCCAAAUCACUUGGAAAGCUUCGUCGCCUCCCUGUUGAUCACCCGGCUAUCGUUGAAGAGCUCAACGAAGUGCAGUCCAAUCAUCUCUACGAGAUGAGUCUUGGAAAGGCUUCCUACGUUGAUUGUUUCAAGGGUACACUCGGAAAGCGACUGGCGACUGGCUGCCUCUUGCAAGCUCUUCAGCAACUCACUGGUGUCAACUUCAUCUUCUAUUACGGAACACAGUACUUCACCCGCGCAGGUUUCCAGAAUCCGUUCAUUAUCCAAGUCAUCACGAACUCGGUUAACGUCGCCUCCACAUUCCCCGGUCUCUACCUCGUUGAGAAACUCGGUCGCCGCGGUCUUCUCUUGAUGGGUGCCAUUGGCAUGUGCGUCUGCCAGUUUAUUGUGGCUUCUGUGGGCACGGCUUCCUCUACUGCUGACUUGCCAUCCCAACGUGCCUCAAUCGCCUUUGUUUGCAUCUACAUCUUCUUCUUUGCCAGCAGUUGGGGCCCUGUAGCCUGGGUUGUUACCGGAGAAUUGUUCCCGCUCAAGGCGCGAGCUAAGUGUUUGAGUAUGACGACGGCUAGCAAUUGGCUUCUCAACUGGGCUAUCGCUUAUGCGACGCCGUACAUGGUCGACGAGGAUCACGCCAAUCUUCAGUCCAAGGUCUUCUUCGUAUGGGGAAGCUUCUGCUUCGUCUGCAUUGCUUUCGUGUACUUCAUGAUUUACGAGACUAAGGGUCUCAGUCUCGAGCAGGUCGAUGAGCUCUACGGAAUCGUUGGCAAGGCAUGGAAGUCCAAGGCCUUCCGCCCGCAAGUCUCCUUUGCUGAUGUUGACAACGAUACUGCCAGGAAGGCCAGCCUGUCCGAGAUUGCCGCGAAACAGGAGCAGAAGAGGAGCGUGUCCCACAACGAGGGAGUUCCCGAGAAGGUGUAA